AGGUGACGCGCUGCUCUGACUCGCCAUCGCAGGACCAUCGCAUUCUUCUCAGAGCCGACGCGAUCCACGCACCGACAUCUAUACCACACGGAUAUUAUUUCGUCGCUUUGCUGGAUCACGAGAAGAGGCGCGGAAUGGGCUGUCGAGAGCUUUUCGUGUUACUGAUGACCGCGACAUCGACGCUCGCUGCUGAGGUGCCGUCGGACUCCGGUACCGGACUCCUGGCCGAGCCGCAGGUCGCCAUGUUCUGCGGGAAACCCAACAUGCACAUCAACGUUCAGACGGGGAAAUGGGAACCCGAUCCGUCCGGAAGCAAGAGCUGCAUCGGGACUAAAGAGGGAAUCCUGCAGUACUGCCAGGAGGUGUAUCCAGAGCUUCAGAUCACAAACGUGGUGGAGGCCAAUCAGCCGGUCAGUAUCUGGGACUGGUGUAAGAAGGGCCGGAAGCAGUGCCGCAGUCACAUGCACAUCGUGGUGCCGUAUCGCUGCCUGGUCGGGGAGUUCGUGAGCGACGCUCUGCUGGUUCCUGAUAAGUGUAAGUUCCUGCACCAGGAGCGCAUGGACAUGUGUGAGAGCCACCUGCACUGGCACACCGUCGCCAAAGAGUCCUGCGGCGACCGCAGCAUGAAUCUCCAUGACUACGGGAUGCUGUUGCCAUGCGGUAUCGACCGUUUCCGUGGCGUCGAGUUCGUCUGCUGCCCUGCAGAAGCGGAGAAAGAGUCGGACAGCGCAGCCGCGGAGGAGGACGAUUCAGACGUGUGGUGGGGAGGAGCCGAGAACGACUACAGCGACAACAGCAUGACGCGAGACGCAGGAUCCGAACCGGCCGUGGUGGAGGAUGACGAGGAUCAGGACGAGGAAGAGGAGCUUCUGGACAAAGACCAGGAUGGAGACGGAGACGAGGAUGUGGAUGAGGAGGAGCGCCAGAGCAUCAGCGUCGCCAUGACGACCACCACCACCACGGAGUCGGUGGAGGAGGUGGUGCGAGAGGUGUGUCUUGCGAGUGCAGAGACGGGCCCCUGCAGGGCCACGUUGACCCGCUGGUAUUUUGUGCGUGAGGAGGGCCGCUGCGCUCCCUUCAUCUACGGCGGCUGCGGAGGAAACCGCAAUAACUUUGAGUCGGAGGAGUACUGUCUGUCCGUCUGCAGCGGCGUCUUGCCGACUCCCUCCUCCAGUCCUCCGGACGCUGUGGACCGAUAUCUGGAGACACCGGCCGACGAGAACGAACACACACACUUUCUGAAGGCCAAAGAGAGCCUGGAGGCCAAACACCGCGAGCACAUGUCUCAGGUGAUGAGGGAAUGGGAAGAGGCCGAGAGGCAGGCAAAGAGUUUACCACGCAAUGACAAGAAGGCCGUUAUCCAGCACUUCCAGGAGAAGGUGGAGGCUCUGGAGCAGGAGGCAGCCAGCGAGCGACAGCAGCUGGUGGAGACACACAUGGCGCGGGUGGAGGCGCUGCUAAACGACCGCCGACGCCUCGCUCUGGAGAGCUAUCUGUCUGCCCUGCAGGCCGAUCCACCCCGGCCGCGGCACGUGUUCAGUCUGCUGAAGAAGUACGUCCGCGCCGAGCAGAAGGACCGACAGCACACGCUCAAACACUUCGAACACGUGCGCAUGGUCGACCCCAAGAAAGCGGCGCAGAUCCGGCCUCAGGUGCUGACCCAUCUGCGUGUGAUCGAGGAGCGGAUGAAUCAGUCUCUUGGUCUGCUGUACAACGUGCCCGGAGUCACUGAAGACAUUCAGGACCAAGUCGAGCUGUUGCAGCGCGAGCAGCAGGAAAUGUCGGCUCAGUUAGCGAAUCUGCAGAGCGACUUGAGGGUGAGUUACGGUAAUGAUGCCCUGAUGCCCGACAGCACCGACAGCCUCGACCUGCUGCCCUCCGAAGACACACAGGGCUUCAUCCACCCAGAGAGCUUCAACCAGCCCAACACACAGAACCAGGUUGAGCCGGUGGACGCGCGACCUGUCCCGGACCGAGGCCUGCCGACCCGACCAGUGUCUGGACUGAAGCCUGAUGAUGUUCCUGAGCUGCGGAUGGAAGCCGAAGAGAGACACAGUGAAGUUUACCACCAGAAACUGGUUUUCUUCGCCGAGGACGUGAGCUCCAAUAAGGGAGCUAUUAUUGGCCUGAUGGUCGGAGGUGUUGUCAUAGCAACCAUCAUCGUCAUCACCCUGGUGAUGCUGAGGAAGAAGCAGUACACAUCCAUCCACCACGGAAUCAUUGAGGUGGACGCUGCUGUGACCCCGGAGGAUCCUCACCUGUCUAAGAUGCAGCAGAACGGCUAUGAAAACCCCACCUACAAGUUCUUUGAACUAAUGCACAACUGAUGGUGUGAUGCUCCUCUUCCUCCCUGUUUCUCCUCCUCCUCCUCACCUCUGCAGACGGUGCAGGAGACACCAGCCCAACCUCACCGCUCAUUAACAUCUCGCUUCCUAUUGGCCACUUCACAUAACUGUCAAUCAAACAUGACUUCCCACUGGCUGGACGCAUAUGAACUCAGUCAGUUCUGAAUUCACUCCAGAUUUUGGACGAACAUCAACUUUAUCAGAUGGGGUCUGUUUCAAGUAGUUGAAAUACAGUUUCAAAUUUAACGCACAAUUCAAUCUGAAUGCACACUUCACUUCGAUUCACUGCAGAUUGUUCAGCUCUAACCUUCCAAGGGCUAGAAGAAUAUGAACAUGAUCAGAUUAAUGCUGUUUGGGUCAGUUUCGAGAUUCAGUUUCAGACUUGAAUGGACAAUUCAAAAUCCGUUCGAAUUCAGAUCACUCACACUGUAGAACUGGAUUAAUCAUUUCAGUUCAAAUCACAAAUUGAAUGCAUAAUUUGAAUUCAGUUAAAAUCACAAACUGGAUUAAACACAAUUGAAUCGAAUUUAAUGCACAAAUCAAAUUCACUUCAAUUCACAAAUUAAUUUGAACACCUAAUUCAGAUCCUCCUCAAUUAGCUCCAAAAACAAAAACC
Molecule: messenger RNA, 2961 nt
Organism: Cyprinus carpio (common carp)
Lineage: Eukaryota; Metazoa; Chordata; Actinopteri; Cypriniformes; Cyprinidae
Product: amyloid-beta A4 protein-like
Biological process (GO): central nervous system development; axonogenesis
Cellular component (GO): membrane raft; Golgi apparatus; cell surface
Molecular function (GO): transition metal ion binding; signaling receptor binding; serine-type endopeptidase inhibitor activity
Source: RefSeq, a predicted model, not a curated record